Messenger RNA from Solenopsis invicta (red fire ant), 1951 nucleotides. RefSeq names its product luciferin 4-monooxygenase. The transcript is spliced from 8 exons. NCBI's taxonomy places the organism in Eukaryota, Metazoa, Arthropoda, Insecta, Hymenoptera, Formicidae. Bases 138 to 1787 code for a protein of 549 amino acids. Gene Ontology annotation, molecular function: long-chain fatty acid-CoA ligase activity. Gene Ontology annotation, biological process: fatty-acyl-CoA biosynthetic process; long-chain fatty acid metabolic process. The record is from RefSeq and is a predicted model, not a curated record.
UAUCAUUUAUAUUUCCUUAUAUGAGUGGGGAAGAUAAAAAUAAAGACAAGAAUGUAAUAACGAUCAAUCUUUUACCAGUGAUUAUUUGGCUGUGGUGAGAAGUAGAUACAAUAAAAAUCAUUAUAUAAGUUAUAAAAAUGUGUGAACGGGACGCAGCAACUAAAGAAAAUGAGGUCCAAGUAUUCAAAGGGAGAGUAAAGGAUAAUAUCUUAUUAGGACCGGAAUAUCCAAUACAUAGAGAACCUGAAAAUAUAGGUGAAACGAUGUUAAAGACCUUAAAAAGCAAGCCUGAUUUUGUCGGCCAGGUAGAUGCUAUUACGGGGAGACAAACCACCUAUGCCGAAAUGAGUGACCUGAGUAUUAAAUGUGCACUUUGGUUGAAAAAGCAAGGCGUGAAGUCAGGUGACAUAAUCGGUCUUUGUACUGAUAAUAAUUUGGAAGCAAUUACAAUAUUGUUGGGCAUUAUGUAUCUAAACGGAAAAUGCAAUACGUGGGACCAUGAACUUUCUUUAACGACCGCACGAUACUUUCUCUCUCUGACAUCACCAAAAAUAAUUUUCACGGUCCCGUUAUCAGCCGUGAAUUUAACAGAAGCAGCAAAAGAGCUGAAAAUGGAUGUAAAGAUAGUAAUUAUUGGCAAGCUAGAUGGAUAUGAAUCGCUAGAUGAUGUUUUAAGGGGUCACGAUAGUCGCGAGAUUGUCGAAUUCAAGUGUACUCCGAUCAGCGACCCGGACGAAGUUUGUCUUAUUGUUCUUUCUUCAGGUACUACAGGUAUGCCAAAGGCUACAGAGCUCUCGCAUUCCUCUUUGCACAAUCACCAGCCUGCUGUAAGAGUUGCCGAAAUGACUGGCCACAUUUGCAUGUUUACACCGACAAUACGUUGGCAAUACGGCAUAACGCUCGCAUUUAAGGCCCUUCUGGCGUAUGCCACUAGAAUUGUUGCGCCAGAUAUUGUGUCAGACGACGAUGCGUGUAAUGAGUAUUGCAGCUUCAUCGAGAAACAUCGAGUAACGUUUUUUGCUUCCGACCCAUUCGUUCUGAUUCAAAUGGCUAAAACGGAUGUGUUAGAGAAAUAUCGAUUGCCAACGUUAAAGCUCCUUAUUUCUGGUGGUUCCGUUCUCCCGAAGCAUCAUCAAGAAACAUUAAUAAAAAAGUUACCACAUGUUGCAAUUAGUAAUAGUUAUGGAACUACCGAUUCAGGGGGUGAAAUCGCUAGCCAAUAUGAGAACAGUAAACUAGGAUCUGUUGGUUUUCUUGCACCUAAUGUUCAAGUAAAAAUAACAGAUAUUAAAACCGGCAAGGCCUUAGGAGUUAACGAAGUUGGAGAAAUACGUGUUAAAGUGCCAUUUGUAAUGAAUGGCUACUAUAAGAACCCUGUAGCAACCAGAAAAGCUUUCGAUUCUGACGGUUGGUUGUGCUGCGGCGAUAUGGGAUACUAUGACGAAGACGGUGAGCUCUUCAUCGUUGGUCGAAUAUCGGAUUUCAUUCUUUUCAGAUCGAUCAACGUCUCGCCCGCGGAAAUCGAAACUGUUUUACAGACUCAUCCCGAUGUAUUCCAGGCGGCGGUAAUAGGAAUACCUCAUGAAAUUGAUGAGCAACGUCCUAUGGCUAUCGUUUCUGUGAUGCCAGGUAAAACGAUAACAGAGCAAGAACUUAUCGAUUUAGUGGAAAAGAAUUUGCCCGAUUACUGUAAACUCCGAGCUGGUGUCAGGUUCAUAGAUCAACUUCCUCGUACAACUACCGGUAAAAUUGCGAAGAAAAAGUUGCAAGAAAUGUUCGCAAAUUAAAUUGCGCUGCAUUAGAUAUACAUUAUUGAAAUAACAUGUAUGUAAGUGUCGGAAAAAUUUAAAGUUUCACAAUCUUAUAAGAUACAAUAGAUAGAACACAGAAAUUAUUUGAAAAAUUGUAUGCAUGUAAAAUUUAUUUUGUAGAAUUACUGAUUACUUAUAAA